GGAGCAGCAGGCAGCGCCUCCAGGUCCAGCUUCCCUCACCUGCAGCCGCCGCUGCCGCCGCCGCCGAGGAGCUCAGAAAGCUUCUGGCUGCUGCUGUGCUUUUUGGAGGAGGAAGGAUGCUGGGGCAAAUUUCUAAGACCGCUGCGAGGAGUGGGCGUGGCCUCGGCAGCAGUGUGUAAGCUUGUUAGGACAGAUGCUGGUUGCUUUUCAGUGAGGAACCAGCGCGGAGGGCAGGGGCGGGGGGGGGCGAGGGAGAGAGAGAGAGAGAGAGAGAGAGAGAGAGAGAGAGAGAGAGAGAGAGAGAGAGAGAGAGAGGGAAAGAGGAGAGAGAAGGGAGGAGAGAGGAGGGAGGGAAGAGGGAGGAGGGAAAGGAGGAGGAGGAGAGCGCGCGUGAGAGGAGGGAGGAGGAGGAAAGAGAGCCAGAGAGCUAGAGAUACUGAAGACCCAGUCAGUGCUGGGUGAAGGACUGAGGAGAACCUGUCUCCAGCGCUCUGAGAGCCACUCGAGAUCUUUUGGGGAGCUCAAAAAUUAUGAAUAUGGGAUCUGUCGCUGGAGCUGUUCUCAAGAUGUUACUUCUGUUGUCUACUCAAAAUUGGAACAGAGUGGAAGCUGGGAAUUCAUAUGACUGUGAUGAGGCCCUGGUGUCUGCCUUGCCUCAGGCAUCCUUCAGCAGUUCUUCUGAGCUCUCCAGCAGUCACGGUCCUGGAUUCGCAAGGCUGAAUCGAAGAGAUGGAGCUGGUGGCUGGUCCCCACUUGUGUCCAACAAAUACCAGUGGCUGCAGAUUGACCUUGGAGAGAGGAUGGAAGUCACAUCAGUGGCCACCCAAGGUGGAUAUGGGAGCUCCAACUGGGUGACCAGCUAUCUCCUGAUGUUCAGUGACAGUGGCAGGAACUGGAAGCAAUACAGACAAGAAGACAGCAUCUGGGGUUUUUCUGGAAACGCAAACGCGGACAGCGUCGUGUACUAUAGACUCCAGCCUUCAAUCAAAGCCAGGUUUCUGCGCUUCAUUCCUCUGGAAUGGAACCCGAAGGGCAGAAUCGCGAUGCGCAUCGAGGUGUUCGGGUGUGCAUACCGUGCUGGCUUAGAUGAUGGUCAGUGGCAUUCUGUCUCCUUGUCUGCUAAGAGGAAUCACCUGACUGUGGUUGUGGAUGGCCACAUCAGCCCUGCUUCUCCUUGGUUGGGGCCUGAGCAGGUUAAUUCGGGAGGCAUCUUUUAUUUUGGAGGUUGUCCAGACAAAAGCUUUGGAUCCAGGUGUAAGAGCCCUCUGGGUGGAUUUCAAGGAUGUAUGAGACUCAUCUCCAUCCAGGACAAAAUGGUAGAUCUGCUUGCAGUCCAGCAGGGCUCCCUUGGCAACUUCAGUGACCUUCAGAUAGACUCCUGUGGCAUCUCAGACAGGUGUUUGCCCAAUUCUUGUGAGCAUGGUGGUGAAUGUUCUCAGUCUUGGAGCACCUUUCAUUGUAACUGCACAAACACGGGGUACACAGGAGCCACUUGUCACAGCUCUGUCUACGAGCAGUCUUGUGAAGCCUAUAAGCACCGAGGGAACGCUUCUGGAUUCUACUAUAUAGACUCGGAUGGUAGUGGUCCGCUGCGCCCGUUCCUCUUAUACUGCAAUAUGACCGAAACGGCAUGGACCGUCAUACACCACAACGGCUCCGACUUAAUGAGAGUCAGGAACGCUCAUUCUGAGAACGUGCACACUGGGGUUUUUGAGUACGUGGCCAGCAUGGGACAGCUCCAGGCCUCCAUUAACCGGGCGGAGCACUGCCAACAGGAGCUCGUGUAUUACUGCAAGAAGUCACGGCUCGUUAAUCAGCAAGAUGGUAGCCCUCGGAGCUGGUGGGUGGGAAGAACCAAUGAGACACAGACCUACUGGGGCGGUUCCUUGCCUAUGCCUCAAAAAUGCACCUGUGGCUUGGAAGGGAAUUGCAUCGAUGCCCAAUAUCAUUGCAACUGUGAUGCCGAUCGGAACGAAUGGACCAAUGACACUGGAUUCCUCUCCUAUAAAGAACAUCUGCCUGUCACUAAGAUAGUGAUCACGGACACAGGACGGCCCCAUUCAGAAGCUGCUUACAAACUGGGGCCUCUGCUCUGCCGGGGAGACAGGCCAUUUUGGAAUGCAGCUUCCUUUAAUACUGAGGCUUCCUACCUCCACUUCCCCACAUUCCACGGAGAGCUCAGUGCAGACGUGUCCUUCUAUUUCAAGACCACGGCCCUCUCUGGGGUGUUUUUAGAGAACCUGGGAAUCACCGACUUCAUACGAAUAGAAUUACGCUCACCCACAACUGUCACCUUUUCAUUCGAUGUGGGGAACGGGCCUUUUGAACUCUCUGUGCACUCCCCCACCCACUUCAAUGACAACCAGUGGCAUCACGUGCGAGUGGAAAGGAACACGAAAGAAGCGUCCCUUCAGGUGGAUGAGCUCCCUCCAAAGAUACAAGCUGCUCCCACGGAUGGCCACGUCCUCUUACAGCUCAACAGUCAACUCUUCGUGGGUGGGACCGCCACCAGGCAGAGAGGCUUCCUAGGAUGCAUCAGGUCCCUGCAGUUGAAUGGGAUGGCCCUGGAUCUGGAAGAAAGAGCCACGGUGACUCCUGGGGUACAGCCAGGUUGUAGAGGACACUGUGGGAGCUAUGGAAAGUUAUGUCGCCAUGGAGGGAAGUGCAGGGAAAAGCCCAGUGGCUUCUUCUGUGAUUGCUCUUCCUCUGCCUAUGCAGGACCAUUUUGCUCCAAAGAGAUUUCUGCCUAUUUUGGAUCUGGGUCUUCUGUGAUUUACAAUUUUCAAGAAAACUAUUCUUUAAGUAAGAACUCCAGCUUCCACGCGGCUUCGUUUCAUGGUGACAUGAAACUGGGCAGAGAGACCGUCAAGUUUAACUUCCGAACUACACGGGCCCCAAGCUUGCUGCUCUAUAUGAGUUCCUUUUAUAAAGAAUAUCUCUCGGUUAUCAUUGCCAAAAAUGGAAGUUUGCAGAUAAGAUACAGGCUAAAUAAGUAUCACGAACCUGAUGUCAUCAGCUUUGACUUAAAGAGCAUGGCCGAUGGGCAGCUUCACCAUCUAAAGAUCAGCAGAGAAGAAGGGAUGGUCUUUGUGGAGAUUGAUGAGAAUACAAGGAGACAAACCUACUUGUCCUCAGGAACAGAAUUCAGUGCAGUCAAAUCUUUGGUACUGGGGAGGAUGCUAGAGUACAGUGAUGUCGACCAGGAGACCGCACUGGCUGCAGCCCAUGGCUUCACAGGCUGCCUCUCUGCAGUGCAGUUCAGCCAUAUUGCACCCCUGAAGGCCGCUCUACAACCUGGCCGCCCAGCCCCUGUUACCGUGACAGGGCAUGUGACUGAGUCCAGCUGUGUGGCCCCUGCUGGCACCGAUGCCACAUCCAGAGAAAGGACACAUUCAUUUGCAGAUCACUCUGGAACGAUGGACGACAGAGAGCCUCUCACUCAUGCGAUCAAAAGUGACUCUGCAGUGAUUGGAGGUCUGAUAGCUGUUGUGAUCUUUAUCUUGCUUUGCGUCUCCGCCAUAGCGGUUCGCAUUUAUCAACAGAAAAGGUUAUACAAAAGAAAUGAGGCAAAAAGGUCAGAGAAUGUAGACAGUGCCGAGGCUGUUUUGAAAAGCGAGCUUCAUACCCAGAAUGCAGUCGGUGAGAAUCAGAAAGAGUACUUCUUCUGAUUGGCAAUGGUCCUCUAACUUGCAAGGAUGAGUUCCUUUGAAUAGCCAGGGGCUCUCAGUGGAUGGGAACUGCUCUAACCCUGACGGUACAGGCGAUGGAUCUGCAGCACGGCCAUCUUUCCAUGUCCAAGCUCAGGAUGGCUCCAGGCAGCCUCCUCCAGCGAUGCGCUCCUUCUAGCCAUCAUUCUGUUAAGAAAGGAGCUCGCUAUUGGUGUCCCUUUCCAACUUCUGCACACGAUCAAAGCCAAGUUUAACUUGCUUCACGACUAUGGUUUUUCAAUGGGGGAAUCUAGCCCUUCUCUUCACUCUGUAAAACAUAUUUUGUUAGAGGUUAAGAACUCAAAAUUGGACUCUAAAUGGCCUUGCUUUCCUUGAGACCACAUGUUCUGUUUGUUUUUGUCUUCACAUGGUGUUCUUCAUGAGCCUGGAAAUGCUUCUGAGAUCCUGUUUGGCUGGUGUUUGCAUCUUCAAUGGCCAAAAGUCUAUACAUAAAGCCCCUUUGCCUUUCUCUGUAUUACAUUCAAUACAUCAAUAGUCUGAAAAAUUGUUUUCUUGUCUUUGGCUUGUUUGUAUUGCUCUUUUUCUAUUUGACUCUUUUCUGAUACUCUUUAAUGCAUUUUGUUCUGAGUGUCUGACUUUUAAACCUGAACAUGCAAUUCCUAUAUAAAAAGACUCGGAAAGUAUGGUGGUUGUUGGUAUGUGAUGUCAUGUCUCUACAGAGAGUUUCUUGUCAUUGUUUGGUGAUGACUGGUUUAGACCCUGAGCAAUUGUAAUUUUCCAGACUGUACAAUGUUUUCCAUUAAACUUGUCACAAAACAAGUCCUAACACAGCAAAAAAAUAUUUUAAUUGCAACUGUAUUACCUCAAAUAUACAUAGGAGAUGAAUUUCCCCAAACAUUAAAACAGUUAUUUCUUAGGUUUUUCGAAAGGUAAUUUCCAAAUUUUGUUUGAUCUCCCAUAACGGUUUUCUAUGGAGUAUGCUCUUAUAUAUUGGAGAAGAAGGAGAUAACAAGAGAGUGCAACUCUUCAUUCUAAUACACAGUUCUGCCACUGGUAUGAAUUUUGCUGUGCACUAACUCCAAUAUACGUACCUUGCAAUAUGAGUUAUUUUGCAAUCAAUAUAUAAAAUUAUGGAUGUUGGCUCUCUUAUUAGACUUAUGUUCAAGCAGUCAGCCUAGUCUCCCAGAGGAUGAGUAAGACCUCAGAAAGGACCAAGAAUCAGUGUUAACAUGUUCACUCGUGCACAGUGAUUAGAGCUAUGUAUACAAUGGGAGGUAGAAGCAUCAUUCUUAGCUUAUGAUACUUGUAACAAUAUGAACUUUCAGGUCAAGUGAGCAAGAUAAUUGCAUGGAAUUAUCUUUGAAGUCUAUAGGCCAAUUAAAUAAGAAAAGCACUUUGCAAUCCCUGUUCACACCUUCAGGUGCCUCCAAAGUAAAAAUUCAAUUCUGUCAUUUUUUUUGUAAAACAGAAAACUUGGAAAUAUAUAAAUUCAGCACCACUAGAAUCUUGCUUCCCAUGUUUUGUUGUUGAUGAUGUUGUUGACUCUUCUUAGAAAAUCUGCUUUUCCCAAAGCACAAGAUCCAGAUUAAUCUAACAUUAAAUACCGAGUAAAUCUUUGUCCUGACUGGACAAAGGACCUAUGUUGAUAAAUGGCAUGUAUAUGUGUGUUAAUAUGUACACAGACACACAGAUGCACACACACACACACACACACACACAGAAUGACAGAGACAGAGACAGAGAGAGACAGAGAGAGACAGAGAGGGAGGGAGGGAGAGACAGGAGAGGGAGGAAGGGAGAGACAGAGAGAGAGAGAGAGAGAGAGAGAGAGAAAGAGAGAGAGGGAGGGAGGGAGAGAGAGAAAGGUGGUGACAAGAUAGGUUUAACAUAGAAUUUGUAUCAUUUGAUGCAAAGAGGACCGCCAUUAUAACAGCUCUGAAUCCUUUAAAGUUAUGUGUUUUAUUUAGUAGCAGUAAUGACCUCACCAGUAGCUAAAAUGUGGGCACUUUUGUAGAUGGUGAAGCUGCAAAGUCCUCUGUGGUCUUCACAGUAAGGGACUGAAAUAGGAUGGCAUCAGAUUGCACUGGUACCUUAUAUGCCAUGGUUUGUAACAAAUUGCUUCCUUUUUCCUUAAUAAAAUGCAUUUUUGAAAUAAAAUGCAGAAUAUACCUUAA
Messenger RNA from Rattus norvegicus (Norway rat), 5842 nucleotides. Lineage: Eukaryota; Metazoa; Chordata; Mammalia; Rodentia; Muridae. The record is from RefSeq and is a predicted model, not a curated record.